AUGAAAGGAUGGAUUGCUAGGACCGGGAUGAUUGAAGGAGAAGUGAGAGAAUUAGAAACCAAAUACAACAAUGAAAAGAAGCGGGGAUGGAGAUUGGAUCGCCUUGCAAAUCUCAGUAGAGACAUGGCCGAGAAGUUUAACCAAGUUCGUAGUCAUCGGGAAGAGGGAAACCUUCAGAAAGCAGCAUUGGUCAUGGAAUUGCCAGUGCCUGUCAGAAAAAUACAUACACUUAAACUACAAGACAACUCAUCAUUGCACAAAGCUGUACAACAUGUACUGAGGUUUCUAGAGGAUGAACAAAUAAGAAGAAUGGGAAUCUGUGGAAUGGUGGGAACCGGGAAAACCACAAUAAUGCAGAACUUGAAUAAUCAUCAAAAAGUCGCCGAAAUGUUUGAUAUGGUUAUCUGGUUAACUGUCUCAAAGGAGUGGAGUGAAAGAAAGUUGCAAGAUGCAAUCCUACAACGGCUAAAAUUGGAUGUGGAAGGCAUUGCUGAUAUUGAAGAAGCUGCUUUGAGAAUAUCAGAAGAAUUGAAGGAAAAGAAGUGUUUGAUUCUUUUGGAUGAAGUGUGGGAUAUGAUUGAUCUGAACAGAAUAAUAGGAAUUGAUGAUAACCAGAAGGACAGCAAGGUGGUGUUGACGAGUAGAUAUGAUGAUGUUUGUCAUGAUAUGGAAGUCGAUGAGAUAGUCGAUGUGGAACAAUUGUCACUUACCGAUUCUUGGAACAUGUUUGAAGAAAAAGUAGGCCACCUCAUUUCUAACCCCUUAAUUGAACCAAUAGCUUGGUGUGUGGUUGAAGAGUGUCAUGGGUUGCCACUGCUGAUAGACAGGGUCGCAAGAACUUUCAGAAAGAAGGAGAAAAAUGUUUCGCGUUGGGAGGAUGGAUUGAAACGUUUGCAAAGAUGGGACAGUAUCAAAAUUGAAGGCAUGGAUGAAGUGCUAGAACACUUAGAGAUUUGUUAUGAGGAUUUAAAAGAUGAUGAACAGAAGGUUUGCUUUUUGUAUGGUGCAUUGUAUCCUGAAGAAAGCGAGAUCUAUGUAGAUUACUUGCUAGAAUGUUGGAGAGCUGAAGGUUUUAUUAAUCAUGCAAAUGAUUUCAAACAGGCACGUAAUAGAGGGCAUACAGUACUGAAUGAGCUCAUCAAGAUAGGAACCCUAGCCCCAAAUCUUCUAACAACAGCCAAGACAAAGACCAUCAGCAAACUCAAUGGCAACCAGUCGAAACCCAUCUAUCAUCGCAUCGGUGAUAACAUCAACUAG
Messenger RNA from Vitis riparia (riverbank grape), 1257 nucleotides. Its product is annotated as probable disease resistance protein At5g43730. Bases 1 to 1257 code for a protein of 418 amino acids. Lineage: Eukaryota; Viridiplantae; Streptophyta; Magnoliopsida; Vitales; Vitaceae. Gene Ontology annotation, molecular function: ATP hydrolysis activity; ADP binding. The transcript is spliced from 2 exons. The record is from RefSeq and is a predicted model, not a curated record.